Molecule: messenger RNA, 2163 nt
Organism: Trichosporon asahii var. asahii CBS 2479
Lineage: Eukaryota; Fungi; Basidiomycota; Tremellomycetes; Trichosporonales; Trichosporonaceae
Exons: 1
Coding region: 1-2163 (720 amino acids)
Source: RefSeq, a predicted model, not a curated record
AUGGCGGCAAGGGCGGAGAACGGCAGGAAGCAGGAGUGGCUGGUCCCGCGCCGGCCUCCCGUCGAGGCAUACGAGCUGUUGUCUCCGGUACAGCAGCGACGAGUCGACGCAUACCCCGACGGCCAGCGGGCGGCAGCCGCCUGGCUCUUGUUGAUUGACUCUGGACCAGAGUGGAGGGCACGGGCCACCCCGUGCAGAAACUGUGCUGGGCAACGCUGGCCGUGCGUUGACCCCGCUAAUCCUGGUCAGCGCCGGCGCUGCGAGGGCUGUUAUCGCUCAGGCUGGGUUUGCAAUGACCCCACGCCCCUGUGGACUCUACCUGCUACGCCGCAGGCGUCUGCGUCGACACCCAGAGCACCUGCCGGUCGGGCACAGAGCCAGUCGGCGCCCGCGACGCCCGUCUUUCGUCCUUCGACUGCGACUACGGUUCUUGAUCUUACCUCGACCUCCGGCCCUGGUCGCCGACAGCGACGAGCGAGCCCGGACGACACUGAAGACAAUGAAGAGAUCGUGGACAUCGACGACGAGGCAGAGCUCUUCUUCGCCUCACAACGUUCGGCGGAGAGUGCAGACUCGGAUGACGAAAUUGAAUUCAUUGGGAUGAGCGCGGCUCCUGGCCUUUUCCAGCCUCCCAAGAAACGUCCGCGCCAUGCAUCACCUCCGUCAAAUCACCCUGCCGCGGACGAUGCAGGGCCCAGUAUAAAUCGGGAGACGCCUCUGCCAACCCUGCUUGUCAGCCGCUCAACCAAUUUCACCGUCGACACGAUACACGCUAUCCUCAAGGCGGCUGAGCGAACCGCACCUUCCGACGUGGCCGUUUCAUGGCCUGGAAGACCGCAGCCCGCCCCAGGAGUCGCGCACAGUGUGAUGGUCCACAAGUGCGGAAAGUCGUUCAAUAUUGCGCUCUGGGAUCACAGCCGUCGGACAGUGAACUACAUUUACGAAACCGGGUUUAGCAUCCCCGAAACACUCGUGAGCGACGUUCUCGCUGAGGGUAGGGCAAGGAGACUCUACAACGUUCAGGUCGGAGUUACCUGGAUGGCAUGUCCCGCUCGCAAUCGCCCAUACACCACCUCUUCAGGCAUGUGGGCCAGUGUCAUGGCAGUGUGGCUCACCCGGAACCAUGGGGUUCAAGAAUGUCUCGAGCUGCUCGAGCAAUUCACCAUCAAACCCGCGCAUGUCUGCGAAGACCUGAACGCCAUCUUGCGAGGAGAGCAUUGGUCAGGGCAGUGCUUCGAGCUUCAAGGACGACCCCGGAAUGCGCGAACUGCCGCUGGAACUCCAAACUCCAGUGUACAUGCCCAAGAUCAGCGACCCGCCCAGGUGACCGACAUUGCACGAGCUGGGUCUGAGAAGACCGUUGGAUCUCCUUCUACGCUGCCUGUCGAUUCGCAACGCGAGCCCCCGUCCGUGCUGUCCCCGCCGUCCCGGAUACCAGAUAUCACAAGCACCACCGAGUUCACUCCGGAUCUUGUGAAGGAGAUUCUCGCGAGCGCGCGAAAGACUGCCCCUCAGAGCCAGGCAAUCGCCUUCAACAACGAAAUUAUGGGGUUCGACAAGACUAACAGCUUAGUCCUAGUCUCCAACGUUGGCUCAUCGUGGAGUAUAGCCGUCUGCCGCCCCCUUGUGGGCGAUGUUCAUUACAUCUACGUUCCCGGCGCCAGCCACACUGGGGAAGACCACAGCAAUAUCAAGCGGGUGCUCAGCCAGAGCGGCAUCGCGCAGCAGUGUAGCAGCUGGGUCAACGUACCAUGCCCCCAUCUCAAAGGUGUUGCGGGCGGCCUUUGGGUAUCUGUCAUGGCAGUUUGGCUCACGAGCAAUAAGAAGCUCGGCAAGCAUCUCAAAGCCGUUUCUCGGUUCGUUGUGAGGCAGAGGGGCUUUGCGUCCUACUUGAACGCAGUUUUGCGGGGUAAAAGGGAGAGCGGUACCGGCUACAAUCACGUCAACUCGCAAGUAAAGCAAGAGGCGAAUAUGUCAAGUGACGCCGGCGGCAAUGCCUUCACAGCAACCCAACCGGAGCACAACAACACCCCUGUUGACGAGUCUCUUCCCGUCAAGCCUGAGCCCUUAACAGCAGUCGAAUCCGGACCGAGCACCCAAUCGAGCAGACUGAGGUCACCUUCAAGCAUCUUCGAAUACAAGCCGCCACCGUUGCGGCGAUAG